Molecule: messenger RNA, 7286 nt
Organism: Lymnaea stagnalis (great pond snail)
Lineage: Eukaryota; Metazoa; Mollusca; Gastropoda; Lymnaeidae
Source: the annotation of a GenBank genome assembly
GUUAACACAUACGACAUACUCAGGCGCCAGUGUUUGCACACGAACUAUAAUGAAAGAAAAACAUAACACAUCGAGCCUGAUGUGUUUGUUGCGACCUCGUGGAAUUGAUUUAGGCCGACAUUUCUAAGUAACAAUAAAAUAUAGGAACGUGAAAUAACAUAACAGCUACACUAAACUACUCGAUGAAAUAAUCAAAAUCACAAUAGUCACAACGGCUGUUCAAAUGCAAGGUAAGAGAAGCGGAUGAUAGCUAUAAACUCAACAAAUACAACUGAUCAUUUUUUGUUAAUGAUAAGUUUAAAUGAGACGCAAUGUUUCACAUGGGAUACCGCAUUUUAUAACAUUCUUAUCUUUAAAAAAAAAAUUAUUUAUUAAAAAAAAAAUAAUAAUUUAUAGCUCUUUUUAAAAUCAUAAAAUAAAAAUCAUUUGUAACAUUAUUAUGAUUGUGAGUAGUGGCGUAGCCAGGGGUGGUAACGCCUGGUGUGCGUUUUGGCGCCUUCCUUAAACAAAAAACGCACACAAAAAAAAAAAAAAAGCCUCUGCAGUUGCCUGGAAAUGGUCCCCCUCAAUCAUGGGCGCCCGCAGAUGGGGGCAAGGGGGGCACUUGCCCUCCGGAUUGAUUGGAUACAUUUUUUUAGACAAAAAAAUGUAUUAAAGUAAAGAGAAAAUAACCAAGCUGAUGUCCUGUCCGUUCGUUCAUCAUACAAAUACGCUACAGUAAAUUAAAACUACAUUAAAACAUUACUAACAAUUUUUUGCCCCCCCCCCCCUGGGAAAGUUAAUAGAUUUUUUUGCCCCCCCCCCUAGAAAGUUUUCUGCCAGCGCCCAUGCCCUCAAUAUAAAGUAAAAAGCCCCGCCCCCCCCCGAGCCAACCGCCAACACCACCUCUGCCACUAGGCACCUGGCAGAAAAGCUAUGAGUAGCCUAACUUAGCUAUAUGUUGUAAAUAAGGUUUUUCCGAUAUCUUUUCUGUAUGAUAGUUCACUGUAUGUGCUGAGACUACUGAGAGGUUUACUUCAGAGAUCAUAAGAGUUAUAAUGACAGUGUUAUAUCUGCUUACACUUACACCUAGAUGAAUUCUGUAAAUUACCAUGUUCAUGAUUUGUGCAUCUUCAUAUAACUAUUCUGUCAAUCAUUAUUUAUUGAUAUUUUUAAUAAAUAUAUUAAUAUAUAUCUGUAUAUUAUUUUUUAUUGAAUUGUGCCACUAUAAUAAUUGUUAUGAGUAAAUAUUAAAUUUGAUUUUAAUUUUAAGGUAGACAAAGGAUUGUUUAAAAAAAUGGAAUCCCGGCCUUUUGUCCCAGAAAGAUAUUUUAUCGACGAAGACUUUCAAGUUAUCACAGUUCCCCCAAAGUGCCUUAAAGAGCAGACUCACAAGAACUAUCAUUAUCUGAAAAACCUGACUCUAGAAAACCUGCCAGAGGGGUGGAGAAAGGAAACUGUUUUACAAGAUUUAAAAGUAAUUAUUAAAAUGAGUUCCUGCUAUGACCACUCUAUUAAGUGUGCGGGCCUACACUGUUACUGAAGUAAUGGAUUGAUUACCGUGAAGUAAUUUUACUUAAGCAUACACUGUUAGUGAAGUAAUGGAUUGAUUAUCAUGAAGUAAUUUUACAUAAGUGUACACUCUUACUAAACUAAUGGAUUUAUUAUUGUGAAGUUAUUUUACUUAAGCAUACACACUCUUAGUGAAGUAAUGGAUUAAUUAUCAUGAAGUAAUUUUAUUGAAGCAAACACUGUUAACGAAGAAUGGAUUUCCUAUCAUGAAGUAAUUAUACUUCCACUGUUACAGAACUUAGUAAUAUUAUUAUGAUAAUCAGUCUGUGAUGACUCAAAAAAAAAACCAACAACAUAUGCACCAAAAACCAAAACAACAAACAGAAUAAUUUGUAACACAUUUUAUUCUUAUUAUUUUAAAAUGAAUUGAAUUGAAUGAAUGCUCAAUGUCUUUAAUUUAUUAGUGACUCAAAAGGCAAUUUAAUCAUUUACUUACUUGGAGCAUGAAGUUUAAACAAUUUUUUUUUAGGAAGAACGUAUUUCCCACACUUGCAUGCCAUUGGCUCUGUGCAAUUAAGGUGUACAUUUUAUGUACGCACAUGACAUUUUAUUUCAGACACAGCUAUUUUAUGAGCAAGUUACAUCAUACUUACUAAACAUCAAUACUAUUAUGUUUUCCUACAACUGUUUCGGGAAAAGAAUGUUUACUUCUUAUAUUUGUGAACAUUUUCUUAUUAAAAUAUGUGUAUUCCAAUUUAUUUCAGAUGGUGGCCAGACGUGUUGUUCAUCUGACUGUGGUUAAACUUAGUCCUUCUCGUGGGCCUCUCAGUAAAAUUAAGUACUCCUCGGGUUCAGGGUUCAUAACCUUUCACCCAAAGUAUGGGGCGAUAAUCAACACAAGCAAGCAUGUGGUCUAUGAUCCAUUUGAAGCCAGACACACUAUAAUCAGACCUUUUUAUGAAGAUAAUGAUAACAUUCGCCAGGAUAUGAAAGCUAUGGAACAGAUGAAAGAUCAGAUAAUUCAUGAGGAAACCCAAUGUGGUGUAACUCCAAACUUGGUUUUGUUCAGGGGAAGUGACAACUACUUUAGAUCUGUUAUGGCAAGUGAUUACACUGCAUUUUCAUGUGAACCUCCACUGCAUACUUUUUUUACCACAGAAGAAGUUGAGUUGUCAAAUCCUGCCUUUUCUUGGUGGAAGUUUAGCUUACGCAGGCUUGUGUUCGUUCCACAAAUAGACAUUGAUGUAGCUGUUAUUUCUCAUCCUCACAGUGAGCCUAAACAAAUUUCAUUUGGAAAGUAAGUUGUGUACAUCAGCAUCAGGAUAAAAAAAAAAUGUUAAGUUAUACAUUUUUGUGAACAUCUUACUUUAAAUAGCACAAAAAAUGUUUUUUAAAAAAUAGUUUAACAAAAUUGUUGGCCUUAUGGCACAAUGGUAAUGUUGUUGGUCUCACUAGCAAGAGGUAGCUCACCACACAUGGAUAAAAUAAAUUUUCAGGUGGAAUGGAUGAGCAAGCAAAGUAUAGUAAUUGCUUUCAGAUAGGAGGCCUGAAUAACUUUAACCACCAAAAGCAAAAGAUGUCAGCCAUGUUAACUUUGGACAAAAAAAAUGUUUGGUUGUUUGUUUUUAAAAACAGCUUUAUUCUGAUCAGCUGCCCAAAGAAAGGCAAAGUUCAUUAAAGACAAUUAAUAUUAUAAGCAAAAUCUUAUUUAAGAAGUCAAAACUAUUUGAUAGAAAUAUAUUUCUUGUUUUGAAUAUAUUUGAGUAUGUUAAAAUAAUACAUUUUAAUCUCCAACAUCCCAAUUUAGAAUGUCACGUUUAAUUAACCUUGUGCCUGCCCUCUAUGAUGCCGCAACAUGUCCUGGAUCAAGUGGUGCCCCAGUUAUUAGACUUGAUCUGGAUAGCACCCACUACAUCAGUGCUGGGCAGUUUGUUCACCAUGGUUACUGCAAGGAAGUUCUAGAUUUGGCCAUGGGCACUGUCAGGCCACCAAUUGCUUUCCCAUAUUGGGAAAAACUAGAUACAAAUGUAAAUUUUCAUAAAAUGUACUAAUAUCUGAAAUUUAAAUUGUUCUAAUUUUUACAUUAUUUUGUUUAAUAAUACAUUUUUGGAGAAAAAAAACACGUAGAAACAAAGUUAAUUAUUUAAAAAUUUAUUUCCAUGCUGCAAACAUAUCAAUUCUUAUUUGUGAUUCUUAUUUUUCAAUGCCUGUCCCUUUCAUACUUUUUAAAGCCAAAUUUUAUCUAACAAUUUUACGUAAAGAGAGUAGUGAUAUAUGUUAUGAAAAGAGCAUAAACAUAUUUUUAAAUGGUUAUGAAAUGUGUUUUUAUUUUCGCAGAAUAAACUUUGUGAAGCUAUCAACAUACUUUAUGAGCCAGUGUUAUACUGGACCUUAUUUAUCUGUGACUUUUUAUAUUUGGAAGGAACACUUCGCAGUUCACUUGAUGUCUUUGCGUACACUAGUAGUUUUGCUGCACUCCUCCUAUCUAGUAAGUUACAUAAAUUGUAAUGAAAAGGAAAAAAGUCUGUAGCAUUUUUUCAAGUGUAAGAAUGAAAGCUCUUUGACUUUAAAAAAACAAAACAUUAGCAGCUCAUGGUAAAAAUGCUGCAAGAAAUUAGCCUAGAAAUGCGUUCAAUGUUCUUCAAUAAGAUUUAGAGAACCCAAGAUGCUUCUAACAGAUUUUUGUAUAAUAUGGUGAAAAUACUUAUACUUUAAAAAGUUGUGUAAUCAUGCUUUCAAGAAAACAUACUAAAUUUAUCAAUGCUUUGACAAGAAAAUGAUGUAAAUGUGUUAUCUUUGCCUCAACCUAAGUUAAUAAUUUAAAUUUCAUCUGUUCAUUGCAGCAAAUUGUUUGCUAUUCAAGAUUCUUUUUAUUGGUUUCUGGAUGCAUAUUUCUGUGAGCACCAUUUGUUCAAUGAGAAAAGCUGGAUUUCGCUUUGCUCUGUGUGAAGUGAUGGGUACCUUGAUAAGAAUGUCACAGUUCUUAGUGGCAUGGACGUUUCUAUGCUUCCCAUGGCCUUUCAGCAAUAUAUUUGUUGUAAUUGCAGUAUGGAUUUUUGUUCUGUAUCUAGAAAGGUAUACAGCAUUAUAUAUUAAAUUUUUGUAAAGCUACUCCACUUUCUUCCAUAUUUCUGUGCAUAUAUUAAUAUAUAUAUAUAUAUAUAUAAUUAUAAUAAUUUGCUUGUGGUUAUCAUCUAAACAUUUGACCAUUUGCUGGAGUAUUUGUUGCACCAGGUUUAAUAAAAAAAUGUGUCACAAUUCUGAUUUUAAAUAGCACCUAAAAAAACUUCUUAAAAUAUUUAAAACUAUUAUGGGUCAAGAUUUCCAUGCUCAGGUAAAUAUGUUUCAAUUUGUGUUGUAGUUUAUUUGAAAUCUGUAAUGAAAUUCAAUGUAGAGCUGAUAAAAUUAGUUCUUUUUAUUAAUCUCAUUUGAAAGAUUAAAUUUAAAAUACUUAAGCCAUAGGUUAAUAAACCUAAUUUAAAAAAAAAUGUGAUAAGAAUUGUAAGCACCAAGUUCACCUGCAAAAGUUUUAGUUUUUUCUUUCUUCCUAAACAUUAAAAGUCUUUAUUUAUCAGUAAAUAAAAAAAAAACAACCUACACAUUAACUAAAACUAAGUUAAACAAGAAAUAUGAUAUCCUGGAAUUCAUAUUUUGUUCACUAUUACUCUCCAUAUAUUUUGUAAAGAUUUUUUUAUCACAUUUAUUGAUAAUCACCCCAAUAAAUAUUAAUUAUACAAAGAUUCAAUGAUAAUAGAAAAAAAAGGUGUUGUUAUGGUACAAAUUUGAUUACCUUUAGAUAUAAAGUGUUGAGUGUUCGGGCUGAUUUUUGUGGAAUUUCUUACAAUUGACCUCUGGUUAAGUCAUAGUUUACAGCAUGCAUUUUUCUUCAAGUUAAGGGGCAUUACUUACUUAUCAUAUAUAUUUAAAAGUAUUAUUUGAAAAUGAAAUUGUGGCAUGAACAUACAAGAGGAAACAUCUUUAUCCUUGUAGUACUACUAAGACAUUUGAUUUUAAGUUUUCUAUUUGUCUGAAGUAAUUGAUAUUUUUCAGCCCCUAUAUGCAGCUGAUGUUUUAUUAAUAACUUAUUUUUCUAAAAUUUUUCUUUAAUAUAAUUUUUUUUUUGUUGCAGAUUCUUUUUCAUCUCAUCUCGAUUUACUAAAAGAACAAUCGGAUCCUUUCCAGAAGUGAUAAAGCGCCAGUUAGCCAAUGAACUUAAAAUUAAAACCAAGAGGUCUGGGCAUGACUUAAUUUUAACUACAAAUGACCAAUAAAUUUAUUGCCAGAGACUUGUAGGCAUGACAAGAGGUUUUAAAUGAAACAUUGAUUUCACUUACAAGAACCCCGCCUUGAUGUCAAAGUCUGUCGCCUAAUUUAAGUGACAUGUGAUGCAGCAUAGACCAGUAUCACUUACAUUUCAGUUUUAAAAAAGACUACAUUUUUUUUUUUAAAUGGUUCUUUUUAAACUGAAAUGUAAGGGAUACACGCUUUAAAUGUAGGCCUAUCACUUACAUUUUUUGUUUUAUAAAAACCACUGAAAGAAAAAUUGUUGCUAAGCUAAAACUGAAAUUUAAGUGAUACUUGUGAGGCAUGAAUGAGAGAAACAAAACUCAAAUCCAAGAAUUCAAUGAUUUAAUCAACAGAUUUUUGUGUGAGAUCAACAAAAUAAUAAAAUGGUACAAAAAGAUCCCAAACAGAGAUCAUAUGGGAAAGAUCAGGAGGUGAUCCAUGAGCCGCAGGAAAAACGGAGAUCAUAUGGGAAAGAUCAGGAGGUGAUCCAUGAGCCGCAGGAAAAACAGAGAUCAUAUGGGAAAGAUCAGGAGGUGAUCCAUGAGCCGCAGGAAAAACAUAGAUCAUAUGGGAAAGAUCAGGAGGUGAUCCACGAGCCGCAGGAAAAACAGAGAAGGAAAAGGAGAUGGAUUGGCUAUACAUAGAAGAAACCAAAGUCAAUUUUAAUUCACAUUUCAUCAUAUCUCUUUCAUGGAGUCAACAGGGUAUCAUUUUUAAAAAGAGAGGAAGACCACAAACCACAUGGCGAAGGGACUUGUCAGGGGGAACGAGAGAAACGUCAAGACUCAGAAUGAGCUGGAUAGAACAAAUUAGAACUGAGAUGAUGCGAAAUAGUUUUUGAACUGGAUGUCAAAGAAUGAAAAGUUGUACGUUUAUUUUAAAAUGUUGCCCACAGUGAAAGGAUGAUUGAGUUGUGAUAUGGUUUUAAUAUAUUUACAUUUUUUCAAAGAAGCUAAGAAAAUUUCUACAAAGAUGUGACAAAAUAAAAUGCCCAAAUAAACGAAGUCUUUGAAAAUUUUAUCUUCGAAUUAAAUUUUGUUUUGAAUUUUAGGCCAAACAUAGAAGUGAAAGAAACUGAAAUAUUACACAUGAUGUUGUAUUUUAAAAAUAAUGAAUAAGGGGAAAACAAUAUUUACAGAUUUUUAUGGCAUGUUCAACUGCACAUGAAAUCUCUUAGGUUAAAACUGAAAUAUUGCUGACAAAAUAUUCUGUUCAUGUGUCCAAAGCCGGCCCUACGGUUGCUGGUGCUCCAGGCAGGCUUAACUUUAGUGCCCCUUUUAAGUAUAAUCUUGAAAAUUUGUACAAGGAGAAAAUUGGAAUAGAUAAUGAGUUAAUUACCUAGGUUGUGUUUUUUUUAACAAAGAAGGAACAAUAAAAUUAAAUUCUUAACUUGUAUUUGGACAGUUCUCAAAAUUAGCGUACCAUGGACAAUAUAAACAAUUAGCCUACCAUGGACAAUAUAAACAAUUAGCCUACCAUGGACAAUAUAAACAAUUAGCCUACCAUGG